Messenger RNA from Jatropha curcas, 759 nucleotides. RefSeq lists its product as uncharacterized. NCBI's taxonomy places the organism in Eukaryota, Viridiplantae, Streptophyta, Magnoliopsida, Malpighiales, Euphorbiaceae. Gene Ontology annotation, biological process: defense response to other organism. Gene Ontology annotation, cellular component: plasma membrane. The record is from RefSeq and is a predicted model, not a curated record.
AUGCUUGAAAGACGAGAAGCAAGCCAAACUGACAGGUUUCAGUUACUUCUCAUGGAUCAUCUUAAUAACCUUCCAAAUUCCAGUUCUUAUACUUUUGGACCACAGCCUCAACCCCAAACUCUGCAAAUAAAUAAUUCUGAAGCUGAUGGACCUAGGUCUAACUAUCGAUUACGCAGUUUAGAUGAUUGUGUUCCCCGUUUGAUGCUUGUACUGAUUAUGUUAUUUCUCAUAUUAAGCUUUGUCUGCGCCAUCGCAUGGCUUGUCAUUGAUCCGCAGGAUCCCAGUUUUGGGCUCCACUCCUUGUCCAUAUCCAACAUCACGCUGUCUGAUUCACGAUUUGCUGCAUAUUAUGAGAUGGAAUUUGAUGUGAAUAACACAAACGACAAGGCAAACCUUGCCAUUGACCAGGUCAACGUUGCUGUUCUUUACGGAAAAGCCAUUGUCUCAGAGAAAGAUUUGGAAGAAAUUAUGAUUUUUGUUCCGAAGAUGAGUCAGAGGAAGAUGAAGGUUGUGUUGGACAUGGAGUCGGUUCGGCCGGUUGGAGAUGUGUUCAAGGAUCUAAGUGAUGAUUGGAGCAAAAAGAUUGUGAAUUUCAAUGUGGAAAUGCCAGUGAGAAGUACAUACCAAGUAGGAGCAUGGCCUAGCAAGAAGAGAUUCUUCAAGGUUCGGUGCAGGGAGUUAGUUGUUGAAUUCUUAUCUAGCAAAGGAACAGGAAAGGUCAUGAAUGCAAGAAAAAGCUGCUCACUUCAACAUUCUUAG